Molecule: messenger RNA, 2484 nt
Organism: Saccharomycodes ludwigii
Lineage: Eukaryota; Fungi; Ascomycota; Saccharomycetes; Saccharomycodales; Saccharomycodaceae
Gene: TMN3
Product: Tmn3p
Exons: 1
Coding region: 1-2484 (827 amino acids)
Biological process (GO): protein localization to membrane; vacuolar transport
Cellular component (GO): membrane; Golgi apparatus
Source: RefSeq, a predicted model, not a curated record
AUGGUUGAAAUGAUUAGAACGGAUAGUAAUCGAACACAUUACCAAUACUAUCAAUCGAUAAUACAGAACGAAAAUGCUAAUGCUGAACAAAAAGAAAAAGACAAUGUCGUAAAAAAUAUGCCGUACCAUCACUUAUCUACAUCUAAAUUUUCUACCAAUACAGAUUUUAAAACCAUCGAACAUUUACAAGAUUAUAUAAGCAACGGUGCUUGGAUUAAGCCAAAUGUUUAUCAUACCGGUGAUAAAGUUGAACUAUUGGUUAACAAGAUAGUUUCUGAACAUAAUCCAAUUCCUCAUGCAUAUUAUGAUUUGCCCUUUGUUUGUCCACCCCAAAGUGACAAAAAACCGUUGCAUCUAUCUUUAAUGGAAAUUUUGGGAGGUGAUCGUAAGUGGCAAAGUGACUAUAAAUUAUUUUUCAAAAAGGAUCAGCAAUGUGCAAGAUUAUGUGACAGAAUCAUAAAACCUUGGGCCGUUAAUUAUUUGAUUGAACUAAUUAAACAGGAAUACAUGGUUAAAUGGCUAAUUGAUGAUGAAUUACCUGGCGCCACUACUUUUAUCUCCACUAUUGAUCAUAAAAAGUAUUACACUGAUGGGUUUCCCCUAGGAUUUAUUGAUGAAAGCACCGGGAAGGUAUUUAUUAACAAUCAUGUUAUGUUGGUUAUUAGAUAUAGGACUGAAGACUAUAAUAGGUUUACCAUUUUGGGGUUUGAGGUUUAUCCUAAAUCUACAGCAGAUGCUAUAUGUCCUGGUGGAAGCAAGAAUUAUAAACAUUUUGAGUUAGUGAACUUUGAGGAAGGCGCAACCAUGGAUGAAAUUAGAUUGCCAUUUACAUAUUCCGUUUAUUGGCGUGAAGAAUUAAAACAUACAUGGAGGAAUAGAUGGCAAUACUUCAUUGAUUCAAAAGAAAUAUCGGAAUGGAACACCUCUAAAUUGCAUUGGAUCGCAUUAUUAAACAGUGCGUUUAUUGCCUCUAUAGCCUGUAGUAUUGUGCUGUUUAUAUAUAAGAAUUUGGUGUCUACGAAGCAAUCAAUAAAAAAAAACGACAAUAGUUCAAUGCACUUAGUAGAUGAAAGGAAUAUCAAUACAAGUGUAAGGAGUGGAAGCCUCUUGAAGUAUAACAUCAUACGCCACUUCACAAAUACUAGCAGGGUCAUUGGUGGUAACAAGAGGUCAAGAUGGUUUAACCUUUUAUCUUUACUUAUAUCGUGUGGUGUUCAAUCAAGUUGUAUAUUGCUUGGUUUCAUACUAAUUUCGUGUUCCUUAAAUAAGCUACAUAAUAUUGGUGGUACGGUUUAUACAUUUGCAGUAUCAUGUUUUAUUACAGGAUGUAUUUUGGCUAGUUUUAUUGGUGUAUUAUUAUUAAAUUAUGGUAUUGAUGAUACUAGUAAUCUGUCAAUGAAAAGAAUAUUACUUGAAGGAUUGGUCUGUGGAUCAUUUGUGCCCUUACUGACAUUAUGUUUGAUUAUUUUUUUCAAUUCUAUUGUUUGGAUUACUGAUUCUUCUCAUGUUUUACCAUUUAAAACUGUUGUGCUAUUAGUUGGGGCAUAUUGUAUCAUAUGCAUCCCGCUAAGUUUGGUGGUUGCCGUUUUCACUAAAUUAUUUUUAGAAUUAAUCAAUAAUGGGCGCGCAAGUGUUACCACUGAUAGCUCUACUAGCGACUCGGUUGUUGGUAAUGAUAGUAGCGGUGAUAUCGCCAAUAAGCUUAAAGGUAACAAUAUCAGUAUUUCCGAUAUCUUUAUAACUUAUUUUGAUAUGUUUAUGAACAUUUGUACCGAUAACAAUGAUAAUAAUGAUGAAAUGACCACUAGUAAUGGUUUUAAUUUAUCUCCUUCACCAUCAUCCACAUUAUCUAGUACACCAUAUGCCAAUUUUAUAAACGUUGGAACUAUAACUGAUAAAAAUGCCUCUACAUUUAUGGAUAAUCCAAUAUUGUUAAUAUUAAUUUUUGGGAUAGUGCCAUUUACGGUCAUUUAUGUCGAAUUAUUAUCCAUAUAUAAAAGUAUAUGGGCUGAGAAAGCCCAUUUUUAUUACUUGUAUGGGUUUUUGCUGGCCAAUUUAGGUUUAUUAUGUCUAAGUAUCUGUAGUAUUUCUAUUAUAGGUACAUGUCUACAUUUCUAUUAUUCCAAGGCCUAUUUACGAUUACAAGAUGGUGACCAAUCCCAAUUAGACACGAUUACAAGUCCUUCCUUACGUAAUAGGAUAUUGGACGAUUGGAAAUGGCAAAGUUUUUUCAUUGGAGGGAGUGUGGCCUGGUAUUUAGAAAUCUACUCUAUUUAUUAUGUGUUUUUCGUUUUAAAAAUCACUGAUUUUAGCUCUAUAUUUUUAUUCAUAUGCUUUACUGCACUAUUCAAUGGAUUUGUUUUAUUUGCUUUUGGUUCUUUGGGAUUUAUCUCAAGUUGUUUUUUCAUUUGUAAGGUUUUUCAUUUUGCCACUUUAAAUGGUAGCGGAGGAAAUGGUUUUUUUUUCAAAAAUAGGCAUGCAUAG